This is a messenger RNA of Elephantulus edwardii (Cape elephant shrew), 2241 nucleotides long. It is a transcript of the gene DLGAP5, whose product is annotated as discs, large (Drosophila) homolog-associated protein 5. Gene Ontology annotation, cellular component: nucleus; spindle pole centrosome; cytoplasm. The transcript is spliced from 16 exons. Gene Ontology annotation, molecular function: microtubule binding. Gene Ontology annotation, biological process: mitotic spindle organization; centrosome localization; regulation of mitotic cell cycle. Lineage: Eukaryota; Metazoa; Chordata; Mammalia; Macroscelidea; Macroscelididae. The coding region runs from base 1 to 2241 and encodes 746 amino acids. The record is from RefSeq and is a predicted model, not a curated record.
AUGUCUGUGUCACAUUUUGCCAAUCGGCACAGAAAGGAUUUAAGUACUGACAUGCUUAGAACCAAAAUUGCUUGUAGGAAAUCACUGUCUCAGAAAGAAAACAGACAUAAGGAAUAUGAGCGAAACAGGCAUUUUGGCUUGAAAGACAGCAACAUUCCGGUCUUACAAAAUAGAAAUCUUGCUUCCUUGGAUGAGACAAUUAAAGAAGCUGUUCCAGGAAAGGCCAAUGUUAAGCCAAUGUCAACUAAAACAGCUCCAGGUGAUCAACGAAAACAAAUGCUACAAAAAUAUAAAGAAGAAAAACAGCUUCAAAAAUUGAAGGAACAGAGAGAGAAAGCUGAACGAGGAGUGUUUAAAAUAGGUCUUUAUAGACCUGAUAAACCUAAUUUUCUUUUGUCAGUUUCACAACCAAAUGCUAUGAAAGAGGAACCCAAAACGGUUAUUUCUUCUUUUGUACGGAUUACAAGAUCAAAGACCAAAGAACAAAUGGAGCAGAAUAAGUUGUUAAAAUCAGCAAGUAAUGAACCAGAAAAAAAGUCACCAAAUAAAGGAAAACCUGGCAAAAAGACAGAAGCAAAACCUGCCAAGGGCCUUUCUUUUAAAGUUGAUAAUGAAGAAAACACAUUGGGUUCACAAACCAGUGCAACAAAUGAAUUGAAUUCAGAUGGAACUUUAUCAAAAGAGGAACAUUUAAGCAAGGCAAAUAUUGCAAAAAUGAAAGGGAAGAAUUCCUUUGCACCUAAAAAUUUUCUGUUUCAGCCACUGGAUGGUCUGAAAACCUAUAAAGCAACAUCUAUGAUUCCCAGAAGAGCCAAUGCUUUGACAUCUGAUCACACCUGGAUUCCUUUAAAAGCAGAAGUUAUUUUCUUUACAGAACAUGUCUUAAAUAAGAUUGAAGCUACUACUGAAAAUUCAGAUGGUCACUCGAUAAAAGAAGUCCCAUCACAUAAGAUAAGUGAAGAUCUGCUAUCCCAGCCACAGCAUGAUGUGCCGUAUUUUAGAAAUAUUCUUCAGUCAGAAACUGAAAAAUUAACGUCAUGUUGCCUUGAAUGGGAUCAGAAACUUGAAUUGGACAUUCCAGAUCAUGCAAAAGGUCUUAUUCGGGUAACAGUUGGUCUAACAAGGCUUCUUAUAAAGAACAAGUUCAAACACUUUGAAAGACUGAUAAACGACUGUGAAUACAAACAAGGUGUAAAGGAGACCACUUGUACAGAUCUCGAUGGAUAUUGGGACUAUAUUAGUUUUCAGAUAGAUGAUGUAAAACAAAAACUCAACAGUCUGAACAAACUUGAAGAGUCUGGGUGGCAACAAAAUAAUAAUAAUAUAAGCAAAAAAGUUGUUCAGAAAAAAGUUGCAACUACGGCAAGUAAACCCAAACAGGAGGAUGAUGCAAGGAUGGCAGCUAGAAAUCGCCUCGCUGCCGUAAAAAAGGCGAUGAGAGAGAGGGCUAAGCAGGAGGGGUGUGCUGAGGCAGCAAUCUCCGUACUACCCCAUGAAGUUGAUAAAAUUGUGUUUGAUGCUGGGUUUUUCAGAAUUGAAAGUCCAGUUAAAUCAUUUUCAGAACUUUCUCUCGCUUCUGGACGACUUUCUCAAAAACUGAAAACACCUAAAUCAGUUGUCAAAGCUGUAUCUCAGAGCACAGCUAAGAUGGACCAUCGAAGGCAAAUAAUGCCAGCAGAGAAUCUUGAUCCUCUGAAUACUACAAGUGAACAUGUUGAGAAAACUUUACUUUCAGAUAUUCCUCAAAACAGGUAUUUCAUAAUAGAAGACACCCAGUGGCCCAGAUUACCGGAUUUAAUUGAAGUAAACCAUGAUGCAGAUAAGAUAAACUUUGACAUGGAUUGUUUAUCCGAUGAAAAGAUGAAUUUACCUCUACUUGUUGAUGAAGGGGCAGAUAAUAUUAAUUCUAAAAAAAUGGAAGACACUUCAAAGGCUGUAGAUGGAAUGGAACAGAAUUUUUCCUUUAUAGUACAAGAUGUUUUGAUGUGUAGCCCUGAAAAACUUACAUCAUCACAAAGUAACAUCUCACAGGAAGAAGAAACUAAAAUUUCUUUAUGUCAAUCAGAAAGUCUCCCUACCGAAUACCAUCUUCUCGAUUCACCACGCUUAAAUUGCAGUAACUCAUUUACUCAAACGGGGAGAAGACAUCAAGAACCUGCCAGAUAUAUUUCCUUUGGUGGUAAUCUGAUUACAUUUUCACCUCUAAGACCCCUCAAUGGAGAACAAUCAGAAGAAUUUUGA